CCAAAGCCUGAUGGAGCAACGCAAGCUUUGGAGGACCAGAUUCUCAAAUCACAAUUCGGACCUGAGGCCCUAUCUGGGAAGAUGGCCAAGAUGCAGAUCUCGAAGGGUUCUGAGGCUCGUCAGGCCGAGUACUUCCCAUGCCGACCGGCCUUCGGUACAAGUGGCCGACCGGUUGUCUUGUGGGCAAACUAUUUUGAGAUGAAGGUUCAACACCAACCCCUUUUCAAAUACCAGCUCGAGGUCAAGCCGGUCGCCCAAAAGGAAAAGAAGCUACAGGCCAAGGACGCAAAGGGACUGAAACUAAUGAACAUCAUCAAGACUGCUCUACAGAAGGUGGGACCUGAUCACCCUUUGGUGACCGAGUUCAAGAACCAAGUCAUCACAUUGCGGUCCCUCACCCUUCCUGACAACAAGACAGUCGUCGUUGACUACACGCUCGAGGGACACGAAGACCAAUACGAGGUUCUCUUCAACGGCCCCAUUGACGUAGAUCUGCCUGCCAUGUUCAGAUACCUGACGACCAUGGACGAUCCAAGCGGAAGUGUUUCGUUUCCCCGACACGAAGAUGUCAUCGACGCGCUCAACGUGAUUAUGGGUCACAGUCCUCGCGGUAACUCUCAAAUAGCGUCGAUCGGCCGCAGUCGCUUUUUUCCCAUUGACCAGCAAACGCGUCAGACGGAGAGUCUUAGUCUGGGCUGGAACGAAGCGAUCAGAGGCUAUUUCCAGUCUGCGCGACCCGCCACUGGGCGUCUCCUCCUCAAUGCCAACGUCAGUCAUGGCGUCUUCCGUCCAGCCGGGCCGGCAAGGAAUCUUUUCACGCCUCCGGCGCUAUACGACAAGAGGACUCUUCAUAAGAACAUGUCGAAGCUUCGGGCUCGCGUGACCUAUUAUGAUGAUACAGGCAACGCCAAGCGAGUGGUGGUGAAGAUGCUCCAGGGCCUGGCGAUUCCUUACUUGGCUGAAGGCAAAGAGGCGAACCCCCCAAAGGUCACGGAGAUUGGCGCGACCGCGGGCAAGGUUCAAUUCUACUUGACUGGACCGACAGGCUCCAACAAACUCACUGCCAACAAGUACUACACUAGGCCAGUAUAUAUGCCUGCGGAAGCCGUGGAGAUCAUUCCUGGUCAGCCAUUGCAGCGCAAGCUCAAUGCCCGGGAGACGCCGACUUUGAUCAACUUCGCCUGCCGGUCGCCAGUCGCGAACGCGACUUCUAUCACCACUUUCGGUCGGAAAUGUUUUCAGCUGGACGGUAAUGAGAAACUGUCUGAGUUUGGUGUCAAAAUCGAGAAAGACCUUCUCACCAUCAACGGCCGGGAACUGAAGAACCCGGCCAUCCGGUACAAGAACCAUAAGGAUGCCUUCCCGAGAGAGGGAUCUUGGAAUAUGAAACGCGUGAACGUCCUCAAGCCGGGCGGCAAGAUCGACUGGUGGACUUUCGUCCACGUUGACCCGCAUCCGCGCGGCGACGACAAAACUGCAGUCACUCAUAUCAUGAAUGGCGAGUUCACAAAGGUGCUCACGAACAUGGGCAUUCCUAUUGCGGAGAAACCCAUGCACCCUCAGGGCCUUGUCGUUGACACUCGGUCAAAACAUCCUGUUGUCGCCGUCAGAGCUGUUUUUGACCAGGUCAAGGAAAGCAAGGGCGCCAAAGGCGCGCAGUAUGUUUUCGUGAUCCUUGCGCAAAACGAUCCAGACAUAUAUGCCGCUGUGAAGACCCUCGGGGACACCGAGUUUGGCAUCCACACGACUUGCAUGGUUCGCAAACAUUUCCUAAAAGGAAAACCGAUGGACCAGUACUUUGCAAAUGUCGGUCUCAAGAUCAACUUGAAGAUGGGUGGUAACAAUCACCAAAUAAAAAACGACAUUGCCAUUAUCCGCGAGGGCAAGACUAUGGUGGUGGGCUAUGAUGUCACUCACCCGCCCCCGGGUUCGAAUGCGCCCAGUCUCGUGGGUCUCGUGGCCAGUGUCGACAAGGAGCUCUCGCAGUGGCCGGCUGCGGCAUGGGCACAAGACAGUCGUGUCGAGAUACUCGAUCAGACCUUGCAGGCCAAGUUUGGCGAACGGCUUGUGCUCUGGCAGAACAAAAACCAGGGCAGGCUGCCUGAGAACAUCAUCAUCUUUCGUGAUGGCGUGUCUGAGGGACAGUUCAAGCAGGUAUUAGACAAGGAGCUGCCGCUGAUCCGCGAGGCGUGCCGUGGCAAGUAUCCUGCCAAUAGCACAGGGCCCAAGAUCACCGUUGUAGUAUCUGUCAAACGGCACCAGACGAGAUUCUUCCCAACCCACUCGCAGCACAUGACCAAGUCCCACAAUGUCGCCACGGGUACUGUUGUUGAUCGUGGCGUGACUCAGGCCAAGAUCUGGGACUUCUUCCUUGUUGCCCAUGCUGCAUUGCAAGGAACCGCUCGGCCAGCACACUACACCGUCCUUUUAGACGAAGUCUUCCGCUCAACCCUUGGCCAGGGCAUUGCCGCAGCAAACGGCAUUCAAGAAUUGACUCACGAGAUGUGUUACAUGUUUGGUCGCGCCACCAAGGCCGUGAGCAUCUGCCCGCCAGCAUAUUAUGCCGAUAUUGUCUGCACGCGACAGCGUGCGUACAUGCCGGACCUGUUCUCCGACACGAGCGACACCGCAUCUGUUGGAGGAGCUUCCUCGACGAGCCGUGGUGGAUUUGGUAACGACAUUUCCAAGACGGUGCACCCGAACUUGAAGAAUUCCAUGUACUACAUCUGAGGCGCAAAUCUUGCCCUUUCGUCUGAAGACAGGCAAUGUUUCAAGAUCAGAGAUUCUGUUUGUGCCGAACGGGCCCCAAGCCGCGUCAUAGUUCACGAUGUGCUUGAUUGAAGACGGGAUUAGGUCAUCCACUACAGUUGAGACGAUGCCAACAGAUGGAUGCCAUGUAUGUCAAAGUUACGAGCCAUGCGAAGU
Microdochium trichocladiopsis is the source of this 2925-nucleotide messenger RNA. RefSeq names its product ribonuclease H-like domain-containing protein. The record is from RefSeq and is a predicted model, not a curated record. Bases 82 to 2730 code for a protein of 882 amino acids. The transcript is spliced from 4 exons. NCBI's taxonomy places the organism in Eukaryota, Fungi, Ascomycota, Sordariomycetes, Xylariales, Microdochiaceae. Gene Ontology annotation, molecular function: nucleic acid binding; protein binding.